UGGCGGCGGCGCGCCCUGCCUACCCCUGCCGUAGGGGGAGGUGGCGACGGCGUGCCGUGAUGAUGCACAAAGCGCGCGACGGCCUGGCGGCGGGGCCCGAGGUUUUGAGGGAUGCCCAAGAAAUUCCAGGGAGAGAACAGCAAGUCGGCGGCGGCGCGCGCCCGCAGGGCCGAGGCCAAGGCGGCGGCGGAGGCGCGGCGGCAGCAGGAGCUGGAGGAUGAGCUCUGGAAGGAUGAGGACAAACACGUCCUGAGGAAGGAGCAGAGGAAGGAGGAGCGGGAGAAGCGGCGCCUGGAGCAGCUGGAGCGCCGCAAGGAGCUGCAGCGGCUGCUGGAGGAAGAGGACUCCAAGCUCAAAGGGAAAAGCCCCAAGCAGGGAAAUCCUGGGAAAAUCACCCGGGCCCAGAUCGAGGAGAAUGUCCGCAAGGAGCAGCAGCAGAGGGAAAACGCAGAUGCAGGGGAGAAGGAGAAAUCGCACCUGGAGCUGCCGCUGGAGGAGAACCUGAACCGGCGGCUGCCCGAGGAGGGCUCUGUGGAGGCGCGCAGCAUCGAGGACGCCAUCGCUGCCCUCAGUGUGUCCCAGCCCCUGGAGCGCCACCCUGAGCGCCGCCUUCGCGCCGCCUUCGCCGCCUUCGAGGAGCUGCAGCUGCCGCGCCUGCGGCGGGACAACCCCAACAUGCGGCUGAGCCAGCUGCGCCAGCUGCUCAAGAAGGAGUGGAUGAGGUCCCCUGAGAACCCCCUGAACCAGCGCCACAAACCCUACAACAGCCACCAAUAGCCCUGUGCCUCCCCGGACUGGGAUCCUCACCAGGACCCUUCUACCCCCGCGGGGUUUUGGGGUUUUUUCUCUGUCUCUCCCCACCCGUGGAUUUGGGGCGAGCUCAAGGUUGGACUGAUGCCACCUUCUCGUUCCUGAAAUUCCCUGGGAAAAGCGGCUCUCAAUGGCUCUCAGGUGUCCCUUGGCAUUCCCUCCUUGGAGUUCUGGAGUUGUCACGUGGAAAAUGCUCCUGGGGUGUGAACCUGAAGUGAUUCUAGACCCUGGAUCUCCCCUGGGUGUCCCUGGUCCUGUUUCCUCUGGGACUGGGGUAUCCCUGAAACCCCUGCUCCUGGGAUAUCCAUGAAAUCCCUGCUCCUGUUUCCUUUGGGAUAUCCCUGAAAUCCCUGCUCCCGUUUCUCUGGGAUUGGGAUAUCCCUGAAAUCUCUGCUCCUGUUUCUUUGGGAUUUGGAUGUCUUUGAAAUCCCUUUUCUCAUUUCCUUUGGAUUGGGAUAUCCCUGAAAUUCCUGCUCCCAUUUCCUUUGGGAUUGGGAUAUCCCUGAAAUCCCUGCUCCCAUUUCCUUUGGGAUUGGGAUAUCCCUGCUCCUGUUUCCUUUGGGAUUGGGGCCAUUUUCUUUGGGAUGGGCCUAUCCCCGAAAUCCCUAGUGCCAUUUCCUUUGGGACUGGGGCAGAAGCAUUGGGAAGAGGGAAAAUCCCUCAGGGAGGAGUGGGAAAAGCCUUUCCUGGGGGGGACAGGCACUCCAGGUGACAUUCCCAGUGUCCUCUGGAAUGCUGGAGCCCCAAAUCCACCCAGAGGAGGGAUUCCCAUCCUUUGGGAAUGGAAUUCCUUCCCAGGAAGUGGUCUGGAGGUGCCAUGCAACUUCCCAAGAUCCCAUGGGAUUCAUCCAGGCUCAUCCUUUUCCCUCUUUUUGGGACUGCCCCCGCUGGGCUGGGCACUGUUCCCACAUCCCAGAAUUCCCAAAUCCAGCCAAGGAGGAGUGACACCCCCACCCCCCCUCCUUUGUGUGA
This is a messenger RNA of Melozone crissalis (California towhee), 1782 nucleotides long. It is a transcript of the gene CCDC124, whose product is annotated as coiled-coil domain containing 124. Lineage: Eukaryota; Metazoa; Chordata; Aves; Passeriformes; Passerellidae. The record is from RefSeq and is a predicted model, not a curated record. The transcript is spliced from 5 exons. Gene Ontology annotation, cellular component: nucleus. Gene Ontology annotation, biological process: transcription by RNA polymerase II. Gene Ontology annotation, molecular function: transcription coactivator activity. The coding region runs from base 112 to 777 and encodes 221 amino acids.